GCGGACAUAGAGUCGAAUAAUAUUAAUAAGAGCCAUCGUUAUGAUAAUAGUCAUAUUAACCUGCAUGUGACUUGUCUGGUGCUCAUUUCAGCUCCUUAUCUUGGUGUCCCACUCAAUACAGUCCCUCCCGCGGAACGCGAAAUAGUCAAAGGUUCCGCCUUCUGGAUAAAGACGUCAGGAGACGCUUCAAUGACGGCAGAUCUGACAGCUGACAAAGUAUUCUCUACACUGUGACGUUUUAUAUUCGUUUUUUGGUGAGACACAUGACCAUUUAGGGAUGAUGACUCAACCAACUGAUAACUAAGUGAUAGUAGGUCACAGCGCUAUGUAUAUUUAUUGAUUGUAUUUGAAAGUUUUGGUUCAAAGUCCAGAUGGAGAACAUAGUGAGUUUCGAACACUGCGGGGAGCUAAUCUACACUUUCACACACCGGGAGGACCCCCACAGCUCGGCGGAGGAACCGGGAGGGACCGGGAGCGGUCCGGCAGGUGUGCCCAGCGGGAGGUGUCCUAUGUGCGGGGAUCGGCUAAGCUUCCGGCUCCUGGACGCACCUGUGGCUGUCCCGUGUCCGUUCAGCAACGGGCACCAGACUCCGUGCGCGUUCCUCCUCUCAUCCCGAUCCGGACCGACAUCUAUCAGUGAACAGAAUGACUCUGAGCUUCACGUCGGGAUCUCAAACUCUGAAGGUGUUGUAUUCAGCUAUACAGAGUCGGGGGUUCAGCGUCAGCAGCAGAGCUGGGAGAAGAGUCUGACCAUCCCUCUUACUACCCCUAGCAACCACCCAUCUGUUCCCCUUAUAACCCCUAGCAACCACCCAUCACCUGCUGUGGUUACCCCUAGCAACCACCCGUCUCCUCCUCUCCUCCCUGGCAGCGUUGUCAGGUCGUGGGACCGACGCCUGGAGACCUUCUCCUCUCAGGACCGAUGGACCACAGACAGGUUUUCGGAGGAGGGGGAGUUUGGAUCCUGUUGCUAUGGUUUCGCUCUGAGUUUUAUUAAUGAGGUCAGGAGGUCAGAGGUCAUGGAGGUCAUCAGCCAAAACACGUUCACCCUCGGAUGCGUCCUGCCGACGAUACAGCGCAGCUCAAAGUACCUGAGCCUAUACGACCACAUCCGUCACCAUGGAUACUACCACAGUACUACAGCAUAGUACUACAGUACGCAGUGCCGAGUACAUGAGACUACCACUACAUACAUCAACACGGAUACUAAUAUUAGAACUGUAGUAUUCGUGGUGAAAUACCGGUAGACAAUAUCUUUAAAUGUUGUUUAUCAAUCAUGGACCGCUGUGUGUGUGUGUGUGUGUGUGUGUGUGUGUGUGUGUGUGUGUGUGUGUGUGUGUGUGUGUGUGUGUGUGUGUGUGUGUGUGUGUGUGUGUGUGUGUGUGUGUGUGUGUUUGUAAUCCAGCCUAAUAAAGAACUAAAA
Messenger RNA from Gadus chalcogrammus (walleye pollock), 1423 nucleotides. Its product is annotated as MKRN2 opposite strand protein-like. Lineage: Eukaryota; Metazoa; Chordata; Actinopteri; Gadiformes; Gadidae. The record is from RefSeq and is a predicted model, not a curated record. Bases 372 to 1148 code for a protein of 258 amino acids. The transcript is spliced from 4 exons.